CAACAAUUUUCUCAAUCAAUGAAUGAUCAUUAAACAUCAAUUAUAUAGAAUAUAUAUUUACCCUUUCGUGAAUAACAGUAUCACUUAAACGUAACCCAGAAGGGUGUCCAAUAGCUACUGAUUUUGGAAUAGAAGGUGCAAGGCUAUUUAAGGAAAAUUCAUAUAUGUAUGUAUAUACUUAGUUACACGUCAUAUAGAGACGUGUGGAAUAUGACGUGUUGUUGACUGUUUCUAAGGCAACAAGCCACCUGUAAAGGUGUCGAUAAUCACACGUACCAAUGGUUUCAACCCACAGGUGUAUUAUGGAGUAUCGUGUUAAUUGUACAAAAUGGUUCUUGGCUAGAUAAAUUCGUUUGUUGUAUUUUAAUAAUUAAUUUAUAAUAUAGAAAAUUAAAUAUCGCGUAUUUAUUAUGUAUACGUGGCGUAUAUGUAUUUAACUUUUAAGGGGGGAAAAAAAAAGAAAAAAAAAAAAGAAAACAUUGUGUAAAAAAAUAUUAUUACUAAGAUACAAGUAAAGUAAACGAGUAAUACGAAGAAGAAAAAAGAAAAUGAGUGAGAUAAAUAACGAGUAUAAUACAUCAAUAUUUAAUUCUGUGGAAUUACAGGUAAACGAUAUAUUAAAUCCUACGUUACACGAACACAGUCUUUUACAAAGCUUCGUAAGUAUUGGCGUCGAUGAUAUUGAUACGAAGGAAUCCAACGAAGAAUUUAAGAAUGUAAAUAAGAAAAUACAUACGAGGCAUUGCCUUGGAAAAAAUGAAGAAAACGAUGAUAUUGAUAAUCGAGAAUCGACUGAUGGUGGUGAUACAAAUAAAAUAAAAAAAACGAAUAAACGAUUUAUACGAAAAACUGAUACGUCAUUCAUACAAGUUCAAGUGCAAAUGCAUAAAUCUCGAAUAAAACAGAGAAACAAUGUUGCUCAACGUCAGGAAGAAGUUUAUACGGAUAAAGAUCGUGCCGCUGCCGUUAAUAUGGGCAGCAAAGAUAUUAAACAAUCCUUAAAGCAAAAAAAGCGAUUAGACCGUAUUAAAAGUCCAUUACUUUCAGAUGUGGCAGAGCCGGGUUCUAUUUUAGAAUUAGGAAAACGAGAAAUGCGACUUGGCAAUGUCAAUGUCGCAUUUAAUUUUAUAAAUAAGGCAUUGGAAUUGAGUCCUAAUGAUAUUAACGCAUUGAUAGCACGAAGCAGGUGUUAUCUUUUAUUGGGCAAUCCACAAAAUGCAUUACAGGAUGCUGAAACUGCAUUGCAAUGUAAAUUAAAAGAUUCGAUAAAUGCUCGUGCGGUCUAUUAUAAAGCCGAAGCUUUAUAUUAUCUUGGAGAUUUUGAGAUGAGUCUGGUAUAUUAUUAUCGUGGAAUGAGAAUGAGACCAGAAUUUGGACAAUUUCGACUGGGAGUACAGAAAGCGAAAGAUGCGAUACGAAAUAUAUUAAAUCAUGAUUAAACAGUGAUUAUUGAAAUAUUUAAUUUUAAUAUAUCUAUUAUUAUAUCUGUUUUUUAUAAAAUUUAGAAUUUAAUUACAUCUUAUUCGAAACAUUUGUUCAUAUUAAUAUACGUUCGACGAUUCGUUUGAUUGAAUUGCUUUAACAAUAGAAUGUCUAUGUAAAGACAAUUUCUACCGACUGAUAAUAUUUACAUGCGCAUGUGAGAAGAACCCCUGCAGAUAGAUAACCAUAUAUACAUAUAUGUAUAUCCUAUCGACGAUUAAAAUUCAAAGCUCUAUUUGUAAUAUCAAAAUCAAUUUUGAAUCUAUGAUUGUUGUAGUAUGCUAUGUAAUUUUUACAUAAGUAAGAUGCACAAUCCAAUUGAAAUAAUUACAUGCAUAUUAGUACGAA
Messenger RNA from Vespa mandarinia (Asian giant hornet), 1830 nucleotides. Its product is annotated as outer dynein arm-docking complex subunit 4-like. NCBI's taxonomy places the organism in Eukaryota, Metazoa, Arthropoda, Insecta, Hymenoptera, Vespidae. Gene Ontology annotation, molecular function: protein binding. The record is from RefSeq and is a predicted model, not a curated record. Gene Ontology annotation, cellular component: cytoplasm.